UCAUGAUUGGAAUGGGAGCAAAUCCAGCAGAGGUUUCUGCUGAAGUUUCGGAUGUUGUUUUUGACACUCAGCACUUUUCUUUGAGCUGAACUCUUAGGAAACUUGAGGGAGGAUGAAAAGGGGGCGGAGCCUAGAGGACACUCUGAAAAGAGCCACACAGGAACAGAUAGCUGACAGAAGUCAUGGAAGUCCACAGAGUGCCGGUACUGAUCCUUUUCUUCAUGUGUAUGACCACGCCUGCUGUUUCAGUGACGAAUUUCUGUUCCAAAUCAACUGUGUUAAGAACCCAGACAGCAUGUAAUUCCUGUCACAUGAGCCUCUUCAUCGCAUGUCCAUCAGGUUACAAAAGAACUCCGAGAUCUCCAAUCACCAGCUGCAGGUAUGCCAUUAAAACCAGCAGUGUGGUCCUGGCCGUUCCUGGCUGUUCAUUGGAGUGCUACAGAGAGGUGGAGGUCCAGAGCUGCUGUCCUGGUUUCUGGGGUCCAGAUUGUAUGGAAUGUCCCAGGAGCACCAGCAGACCAUGCAACGGCAGGGGGACCUGCUCUGAUGGACUCGGGGGCAACGGCACCUGCAGCUGCCAGGACGGCUUUGCAGGGACUGCAUGUGAGGACUGUGCAGCUGCUCGUUAUGGCCCCACCUGUCAGUCAGUCUGCUUAUGUGUGCAUGGCCUGUGCAACUCUGGAAUGAGCGGUGAUGGUCGCUGCACCUGCUUUUCUGGAUACAAAGGUCCCACCUGUGAUCAAGGUGCACCUGCCUACAGGGUUACAUCGGCGAUGGUAGAGUCUGCUACGGGAACAUCAUGCAGCGUCUGACGGAACUGAACACGGAACCGGGGGGGCAAUGGGCGGGUCAGCUCAGCAACGCCAUGGCCAUGUUUGAUGCUGUUUCAUGGCCUCUACAGAACUUUGGUCCUUUCACUGUUUUUGUGCCGAUAAAUAAAGGCUUCCGAGGACUUUCGGUGAAGUCUUUGACAGCAGAAUCAUCCAAAGCUAAAUACCUGAGCAGGAUCCACCUGGCUGCUGGGAUGAUGUCGUCUGAGACUUUGACCAGAAUGGGCGUCUUCUACACUCUGACGGGGAAAUCAGCAGUGACGGAUUCACCUGAGACGGAUGGCCAGCCCAGAAUCCGUCUCCACGGCAGCAGGAAGAAAGGCGCCUUGGUUGAGUCUGACAUCGUCGCCUCCAAUGGGAUCAUCCACAUUAUCAAUAAGCUGAUGGACAGCGUCUCUCCCACCGUGGAGAGCAACCCCCAAGAAAACCUGAUGAAGAUCAUCUCUGACAAUGGGAAGUUUGACACAUUCAGGACCUUGUUGCAGAAAACUGACCUGGCCUCAUUUAUGGACUCUCCAGGACACGUCACCAUCUUUGCUCCCACCACAGCAGCCCUGGGCGCCAUGACAGAGGGAUACCUGCAGUACCUGAGUAGUGUAGAGGGUCACAGCAAGCUAGUGGAGUUUGUCAGGAACCACGUGGUGUCCUCCCUGCUGGAGGUCUACAACAUUGUGUCGAGUCCAACAGUAGUGACGAUGGCCAACCAGGUCCUUAAGUUCAAUGUGACAGAAAAUGGUCAGAUUCUGGUUAAUGAAGCAGCAGUGACGGAGGCAGCGGUGGAGGCUAAAAAUGGACGUCUGUAUGUGAUGGAUGGAGUUUUGAUCCCGCCCUCCAUUGAACCAGUGCUGCCCCACAGGUGUGACCUUUCAAAAACAAAGAUCAUCAUGGGUAAAUGUUCCCGAUGCUCAAAGAUCACUCCUUCUGUGUGCCCAUCUGGAGUUUUUGUGCGUAGCUUACCGUGUAUAUACAACCACCCCCUGGCCUCUUCAGUCUUCACUGUGCCUGAAAGAGGAUGCAUAUACUUUUGCAACACAACUGUGAUGACCCCAGCAUGCUGUAAAGGCUUCUAUGGUCCAGACUGCACGCCUUGUCCAGGUGGAUUUCAGUCGCCCUGUUCAGGACAUGGUCAGUGCAUUGAGGGCGUGGCAGGAAACGGGUCGUGUUUGUGUGAAGCAAAUUUCCGAGGUUCCCGCUGUCAGUAUUGCUCUGCUCCCACCAAGUAUGGUCCAAACUGUGACAGAAACUGUCCUUGCAUCCACGGGCAAUGCGACAAUCGUCCCAGCUCGGAUGGCCAAUGUAAACUGCAUUCUUGUGCCCUGGGUUACACCGGGCGUUUCUGUGAACGUAAGACAUCUGCCUGUGGCGUCUACGGGCACUUCUGCCACGCUCACGCUGACUGUGACCUGAGUCAGGGUAUUACCAAAUGUAUUUGCAAACCUGGCUUUCAAGGUGACGGAAUCACAUGUGUGGAAACGGACCCGUGUGCCCCCCCUCUAAGAGGAGGCUGCAGCAGUAAUGCCAAGUGUAUAAAGACCGGCCCAGCUUCUCACAUUUGCCGGUGUCUAUCUGGCUGGAUGGAAGAUGGGGACGACUGUCAACCCAUUAAUAACUGCAACACUCCUGACAGAGGAGGCUGCCACCCCAACGCCACCUGUAUCUUUGUGGGACCUGGACAGAGUGAUUGUUCAUGCAAGUCUGGCUACAAAGGUGAUGGACAAACCUGCGAGCCUGUCAAUCAGUGUGUGACUGCAGAGGGGAGCUGUCACUAUCUGGCCAGCUGCCGGCUGCUGUCCUCUCAGUGGAGGUGUGUCUGCCGGGACGGAUAUGUUGGUAAUGGACAGGUGUGCUAUGGCACUGUUGAACAGCAGCUGCUGGUUCUGCCCAGCACCGCAGACUUCUCCACCUGGAUCACUGAGUCCGGCUUGUCGUCCUCACUGUCGGAUCAGAACUUCACCCUUUUUGUCCCGGUGACCUCUGCCAUCGCGGACUUGCCUUUAGAAGACAGGAGGUUUUGGAGCUUGAAGGGAAACCUGCCCAGUCUCAUCAGGAACCACAUGGUUUCUGGUACCUGCCUGCUGUCCUGUCUGGAAGACGUCUCCUCAGUGACAUCCCUGCUGAAAACAACACUUUCAGUUUCACAGAAAGAUCAGGUCAUAUUUGUGGGUGGAGCCACUAUCAUCACAUCAGAUAUUGCUGCCACAAAUGGGGUCAUCCACCUCAUCAACAAGGUUCUGGUUCCGGACAGGAAGAGGAGUGAAAGUUUGUCGGUCAUGCUGGAGCUCACGCCUGACCUGUCGCUCAUGAAAUCAUAUCUCAUGGAAUACAACCUGACGCAGGAGAUCGAGCAGAUCGGCCAGUUUACCAUCUUUGCUCCAACCGAUGCUGCCAUUCAGGCCCACCUGCAGACCACGGGCUCCUCCGCGCUGGAUGUAAACACAACCCGUUACCACAUGGUGGCGUCACAGCGUCUGCUGAAGACUGACCUUCAGCAUGGAGGAUACAAACAGACCCUCCUGGGAUUUGCCUUCCAGCUCGGGAUCUUCCCUAGAGACGGAAAGAUAUUUGUUAACGACGUUCAAAUAAGGUCCUUCAACAUUCUGAGUGGGAACGGCGUGAUUCACACCCUGACAGCUGUCCUGCCCAUCAGCAGGAACCGCUGCGACAAACUGACCUCCCAGAGAGUGCCGGGUCUGUGUGUCAGCUGCCUGUUCCACCAGAACAAGAUCUGCCCCAACAACACGGUUCCCAAGAAAUCCGAAGGCUGGAGGAGAUGCGCUCUCAUAACGCUCAACCAGGACAGCCAAGUACGACUGCGUACAGGCUGCAGAGCUACCUGUCUGCAGGAGAACGUGGAACAUAGGUGCUGUGAGGGGUUCUUCGGUGAGCACUGUGAGCCCUGUCCUGGUCCAGCUGGGAAACCUUGCUUUGGGAAUGGUCUAUGUUUAGACGGGAUAAACGGCACUGGAGUCUGUGGGUGCAGCAGAGGCUUUAACGGGACAGCCUGUGAGACGUGUGAGGGCGGCAGAUACGGCGUUCACUGUGAUCAAGAGUGUCACUGCAAGAACGGACGCUGCUCCGAGGGCCUGGAAGGAGACGGGACGUGCCAGUGUGAUGUUGGCUGGAGGGGGGAGCACUGUGAUGAGAAGAUUGAAUCAGGAGCAGAGGAAUUCUGUGGCUUGGAAAAAUGUCACAGCAGUGCAAACUGUGUGACUCGAGUGUCUGGUCCCGAGUGUCUCUGUGCUGCUGGAUUUGAAGGGAACGGGACCUUCUGCAAAUCCGUGGAUGCCUGUCUGCUGGAGAACGGCGGCUGCAGUCCUUUUGCAGUCUGUAAGAGGACGCGUCCAGGACGCAGAGACUGCAUCUGCAGCAGCGGCUAUGCAGGAGACGGACUCGUGUGUGUGGAAAUAAAUCCAUGUCUGGAGGGAAACGGAGGGUGUCAUGCUAAGGCUCAUUGCAUCCAUGUGGGACCAAACAAGACCUCCUGUGUCUGCCCUGAUGGUUUCUCUGGAGAUGGUCUCUCCUGCAGCUUCAUUAACUUGUGUAAAAAGAAAAAUGGGGGGUGUCAUCUGGAUGCCACUUGCAAUAUGACGGCUCAGGGGUCCUUGACCUGCAAGUGCAAGAAAUUCUUUGUUGGAGAUGGGCUGCAGUGCAAAGGCACGGUGGACCGGGAGUUGAGGCUGAGGGGUCUGACCAGCUUCUACUAUGCAGUCAACAGCAUGGAGAUUUCCCUGCGUGGACGGGGUCCCUUCACUGUCUUCGCUCCCAAACCUCAGAACUUUGAAUCCGACUCUUCAUCAGACACAUCCAUGAAGAUGAAGCUGUUGGCCAAGCAUAAAGAGACUUUCAGGAACUUGCUGCGCAGCCACAUCGUCAUGUGUCACACUCUUCUGCCUGACGACUUGAGCCUCAUCUCCAACGUGACUUCUCUGUCUGGACUUGUCCUGAACAUUGACUCUACCAAGGGAUCAAUCUUCAUCAAUGAGGCGAAUGUGACAGACAGCGACGACGUGAGCGUCAAUGGGAUCAUCCAUGAAAUCGACAGGAUUCUGUUCCCCCCAAACAUGGAUAAAGAGAGCUUUCUUCUCAGCCCAGACCCAACAGAACUGAACCUGACAGACGUGACUCAGGGAUAUAACACCUUCUUCCAACUCCUUCAGGACACUGGCGCACUGGAGCUGGUCAAUAAUGGCGCCAACCAACCAGUCACUGUCUUCCUGCCCUCUGAUGCCACCAUGGCCUCUCUGCCACAGGAGCAAAAGGACUUCCUGCUCCAUCAACAGAACCGGAAACAGCUGCUGGAGUACCUGAAGUUCCACAUUCUGCCAAACCAGAAGCUUUACGCAGAAGACCUUAUAUACCUGGACUCAGGCCGGACCCUGCAAGGCUCGGCACUCUCCUUCUCCUGUGGUGGGGCACAAAACAUCGGAGAAAUCUUCGUCAAUGAUCAGUCCUGCCGGAUCAGCCAGCGGCAUCUCAUCUUCAGAGGUGGCAUUGCUUAUGGGAUUGAUUGUCUACUGACUCCGCCCAGCCAAGGAGGGCGCUGUGAUGUUCAAACCACCUUUGAUCUUCAGAUGGGCUGUGGAAUGUGUGCCUCCUCUGCAAGCCGCUGUCCUCGAGGAUCCAAGCAGAAGGAGCUUCAGAAAUGUGACCUUCCAAACUUUUACGUCAGCAAGAACCUCGGCUGCAGGCCCAUCUGCACUGUCAACUUCUGGCAGCCCAAGUGUUGUCCAGGGUACUAUGGACGGGACUGUCUGGUCUGUCCUGGAGGUGUCCACUCUCCAUGCAGCAACCGAGGGAAAUGUGACGAUGGUCACCUGGGUAACGGUACCUGCACCUGCCAGGCUGGAUUUGGGGGUACAGCCUGUAACCAGUGCAAACUGGGUUUCUAUGGCCCCACAUGUAAAGGCUGCAACUGCUCCGAGCACGGGUCAUGUGACGACGGCGUGCGAGGCUCAGGUCUGUGUUUCUGUGAGCGCGGCUGGACCGGAGAGCGAUGUGGCGAGCAGCAAACUGAAGUGUUUGAGUGCUCGCCCCCCUGCUCUCCAAAAGCCAUCUGCAAGGACAAUAAUACCUGUGUGUGCCGCUUGUUUUACCAGGGAGAUGGAUUUACCUGCACAGUGAUGGAUGUCUGCAGCAUCUGGAAUGGGGGCUGCGCCAAAGGAGCCACGUGUUCUCAGAAGGGGGAGAAGGUGAGCUGCACCUGUCCGGACGGUCACUCUGGAGAUGGUUUCACCUGCGUGCCGAUGGAUCCGUGUUCUGUCGGGGACAAUGGUGGCUGCCACGAGCACGCCGCUUGCACCAUGAUAGCUCCAGGAAAAAAGAAGUGCACCUGUAAGGACAACUACUUUGGAGAUGGCGUGAUCUGCGAGCUCCAGCUGAUCCCCGUCAGCCGCUGUCUCCAGGACAAUGGGGGGUGCCACUCAGAGGCCAGAUGUACUGAUCUCCACUUUGAAGAUAAAAUGUUGGGUGUGUUUCAUGUAAGCUCUAAAACUGGUCAGUACAAGCUCACCUAUGCUGCAGCUCAGCAGGUCUGCAUUAAAGAGGGAGGGGCCCUGGCCACGUACACCCAACUUCACCGAGCUCAGCAGGGGGGGUUGAACAGGUGUGCUGCUGGCUGGUUGGACCAAGCACGCGUUGCAUACCCCACUACCUUCUCUAACCCCAAAUGUGGUUUUGGACACGUGGGUGUUGUGGACUACGGGUUCCGCAAAAACCUGAGCGAGAACUGGGAUGCCUUCUGUUACCGGAUGAAGGACGUGGAAUGUCAGUGCAAACCUGGUUAUGUUGGAGACGGCUUUGGCUGUGUCGGUAACCUGAUGCAGGUCCUCAUGUCCACUCCCAGCUUUUCUAACUUCCUCACACAAAUCCUGAAUUACUCCCAGAUGGCUCAGUCCGGCCACCAGUUCAUAAAACGGCUCAGUGACCCUGCAGUUCAGUCUACCCUGUUUGUCCCCAACAACGACGGGCUCCCCAAUAACCAGACUCUCUCACAGCGGGACAUCGAGUUCCACCUCUCUGAGGGUCAGGCGCUUCCCAUCAGCCAAUUGAAGAACGGCACUCGUAUCAGAACUCGAGUGGGUGGUCUUACAGUUCUGGGCGUGGCAGACCUGCUUGAUCCCUCUUCUCUGGCGUCACUUUACGUUAACGAGCGCUUUGUUACUGACUCCAACAUCGAAGCUUCUAAUGGCGUUAUCCACGUUCUACUAGGACCUCUGAAAGCUCCACUCCACAGUCCAGAGAUGCAUGCGGCACACCCGGCGGGUCUGGGGGUCGGGGUGCUUCUCCUGGUCCUUCUGAUGGUUGGAGUCCUCUUUGUUGCAUAUCACUUCCACAGCCGGAGAAACAAACCUUUUCAGUUCCACUACUUCAAGGAAGAAGACGGCGAUACGUCUGCGACCAGCAGCCGCAGCCUCUGGAACCCACUUUAUGAAGACCAACCUCAAUCAUCCGAGCCCAACUCGCAUUAUGAGAGUCUGGAGAGGAACGUGCACCAGGUGAUAGAGGGAGGAGCCAACUUGCUGCUGCAGGAGAACCAGAUCCAGUAAGAGCAGAUCUGAGUCCAGGAUCGGUUGAGCCUCCAGUGAUAAAACUCUCAAUGAAACAAUGUUAAUAAAAACUCCAGAACUGUUUAAAACUUUA
Molecule: messenger RNA, 7469 nt
Organism: Oryzias melastigma (Indian medaka)
Lineage: Eukaryota; Metazoa; Chordata; Actinopteri; Beloniformes; Adrianichthyidae
Gene: stab2
Product: stabilin 2
Biological process (GO): cell adhesion
Molecular function (GO): hyaluronic acid binding; calcium ion binding
Source: RefSeq, a predicted model, not a curated record